Molecule: messenger RNA, 2067 nt
Organism: Cavia porcellus (domestic guinea pig)
Lineage: Eukaryota; Metazoa; Chordata; Mammalia; Rodentia; Caviidae
Gene: Gc
Product: GC vitamin D binding protein
Exons: 13
Coding region: 130-1560 (476 amino acids)
Biological process (GO): vitamin transport
Cellular component (GO): blood microparticle; cytoplasm
Molecular function (GO): vitamin D binding; vitamin transmembrane transporter activity
Source: RefSeq, a predicted model, not a curated record
GCAUGGAGAUUAAUAAUUGAUUAGUUGGCAGUCGGGGGUCUAGUAAAAGGGGACUGCAACUUUUGGCUGUCAUCUUUUCCUUGGGGACCUGCAGUGACAGAAAUUGCUGCAGGACUCCCGGGUGGAGCAAUGAAGCUGGUCUUGUUUCUCCUGCUCGCUGUAGCGCUGGGCCGUGCUUUAGAAAGAGGUCGAGAUUUUGAAAGGGAUAAAGUCUGCAAGGAGCUCACCAACUUGGGAAAGGAUGAAUUCAGAACUCUGUCACUAAUCCUCUACAGCAGGAAGUUUUCCAGGGGCACCUUUGAGCAGGUCAGCCAGCUCGUGCAGGAAGUUGUUGCCUUGACAGAGGAGUGCUGUGCGGAGGGAGCUGCCCCCGACUGCUAUGACAGCAGGACCGCGGCCUUGUCGGCCAAGUCCUGCGAGAGUGACUCCCCCUUCCCGGUGCACGAGGGGACGCCCGCGUGCUGUGCCGCCGAGGGCCUGGAGCGCAAGCUCUGCAUGGCUGCGCUGAGCCACCAGCCGCAAGAGUUCCCCACCUACGUGGAGCCCACGAACGAGGAAAUCUGCGAGGCGUUCAAGAAAGAUCCGAGGAGAUUUGCUGACCAAUUUGUGUAUGAAUACUCCAGUAAUUAUGGCCAAGUCCCACUGCUACUUUUAGUUAGUUACACAAAGAGUUAUCUUUCAAUGGUCGGGUCCUGCUGCACCUCCCCAAAUCCAACCGUGUGCUUUUUGAAAGAGAGACUACAAAUUAGACACCUAUCACUCCUGACCACUAUGUCAAAUCGAGUCUGUUCGCAGUAUGCUGUCAAUGGAAAGGAGAAAUCACAGAUCAGCCAUCUCAUAAAAUUAGCCCAAAAAGCGCCUACUGCUGAUUUGAAGGAUGUCUUGUCCCUAGCUGAAGAUAUCACUACCAUCCUCUCCAAAUGCUGUGAGUCUACCUCCGAGGACUGCAUGGCCAAAGAGCUGCCUGAAUACACAGUAAGAGUCUGCGACAACUUAUCCAAGAAGAAUUCUAAGUUUGAAGAAUGUUGUCGAGAAGAAACGCCCUUGGGCAUUUUUACAUGUGUGUACUUCAUGCCAGCUGCCCCGCAAGUAAAGCUUCAAGCCGUUGAGCUGCCCACAAAUACCGAAGUGUGCGGGCAAAAGAGCACCAAAGCCUUGGACCAGUACACGUUUGAACUCAGUAGAAGGACUCCUAUUCCAGAAGUAUUCCUUAGCAAAAUCCUGGAGCCAACCCUGAAGAGUCUUAAUGAAUGCUGUGACUCUGAGGACUCUGCCUCCUGCUUUACUGACAAGGGUUCUCAACUGAAGAAAGAAUUAUCUUCUUUCAUUGAGAAGGGACAAGAAUUAUGUGCGGAUUAUUCAGAAAACACGUUUACUGAGUACAAGAAAAAGUUGACAGAGAGACUGAGAACGAAGCUGCCUGGUGCCACCCCCACUGAGCUGGCGGGCCAGGUGGAGAGACACUCAGACUUCGCCUCCAAGUGCUGCUCCAUAAACUCACCGCCUCGCUACUGUGACGCACAGAUUGAUGCUGAAAUGAAAGCUAGACUGCAGUCAUAAUGCAUAAGUAUUAUCCUAGACCUCGUGCUGAAACAGCCAUGGAAUGAGCUCUGACGGUCAGACUACGGGAUCCCUGGGAGACGCCCUAUCUUUUCUCUUACAUUGUCUUCAUGGAAUCAUCAUCAUAACGAUUUGCGAUGAGAAUCAGUUGAAUUAUAAUGCAAACAAUAAAUACAAUGGAUAAUGAUGGUUUUCAGAACUGUUCUUGUGUCUUUCACAAAGAUGCCCUUGGAGACAGCCUGAACCUCACCAGUCCCAUUUGUUUCUAGAUAUCUCCUUAAUCAUCCACUAUAUAGUUUCCAACACACUGCGCUCCAUCUCCUGAUUGCUGCUCAGGCCUAGUGGGUGCCAUUAGGAAAAAGAUAGCCUGCUCCACAAGCACGCUGGGAUAACUCCCUGCUUAAGAGCAAGAUGAAACACCUUGGGACUCCCUCCUGCCUGCAGUGCAAGUUCCAUGGAUAAUGUAAUACCAGCCUUAAUAAAAUAAAAGUCUUGCUGCCUGACUGA